AUGUCCCUCUUCACAGCAACACUCCUCGCAUCCCUUCUAAUAGUUGGCGUACCACAUGUCUUUCCUUGUCCUGCUCCACGACGAGCACUGGCCGACUCGGAGAUUAUAGUCACCGCAGAUGGACAGCAGAUAAGGCGUAAGAGAAGACGGAAGGAACCAGUCUCCUCCCCCGAUGAAACUGGAUUAUCAUCGUCAGAUCAAUUGGCCGGACAUUCGGUACUCGGCUCUGCAGCCACGAAUAUCAUGGAUCAGACACCCGCAGUUGGACGAGAACUACGGGAACAAGCAGCGGAGUUCAGGCACAUGGAGGCAGAGGCGAAAGAGCUUGGGAAAACUGCGCGAGAGUGUCCAGUACCGAAGCCAAAGGGAAUCCUCGGCCAACUUCUCGGGUUCGGUGCGGAUAAAAGUGAUCAAUUGAAAGCAGAGCCCCCCCAUACUGAUAUCCAGUGGAAGAGAAACACAGAGUGA
Trichophyton benhamiae CBS 112371 is the source of this 468-nucleotide messenger RNA. RefSeq lists its product as uncharacterized. The transcript has a single exon. Lineage: Eukaryota; Fungi; Ascomycota; Eurotiomycetes; Onygenales; Arthrodermataceae. Gene Ontology annotation, biological process: mitochondrial respiratory chain complex IV assembly. The record is from RefSeq and is a predicted model, not a curated record. Gene Ontology annotation, cellular component: mitochondrial matrix. The coding region runs from base 1 to 468 and encodes 155 amino acids.